AUGAAGCGUCCCUCCCCUCUUCCCCUCCAACCCCCCAAAAACCCAAAACAACUCAAACCAACCCCAUCACCCCCUCCCACACUCCAACCACAAUCACAACCUCAAACCUUCCACCACUACGGCCCCUGGAACUCCCACUCCCGCCUCCACCCAACCCUCGCCUUCAUCGAAUCCUACCACUCAACCCUCGACUCCCUCUGCACCUCCCAUUACACCUCCCCCUCCCAUUACACCUCCCCCUACUUCUUCAGCCCCCUCGCCACCUACCACGACACCAAAGGCGCCGUCCACUUCACCGGCCCCGCCAUCUGGAGUUGGUUGAUCGGCCAGUGUGCGCCGUUUGAGAGCGUACGGCAUGAGGUUGUUGAUGUUAGGGUUGUGCGUGAGGAAGGGGGUAUGGGAGGGAGGGAUGUCGUGUAUGGCGAGACGAUGGCGCAUUUUGUGUUAAGGGGGGAGGAGGAGGGGGUGUGCGUGCCGCGAUUUUUUGUGUGGACGGUUGUGGAUGUUGAGGCGGGCGGGGGUGUGGAUGGGGUGGGGAAUGGGGUUGGUGAAGGGGUAGAUGGGGUGGAGAAUGGGGGGAUUGGCACGAAUGGAAAGGUAUUCGAGAGUAUAAAGGUUUUCUGGGAUACGGGUGUUAUUGGACGGUUUGUUACUGAGCGGAAGAGGAGGAGGGAGGGGGAGGUUUUGGAGAGGAGGGAACGGGAGGAGCAAGACAGGAGGGAGAGGGAGGAGGAGGGACGGAGGGAGAGGGAAAGAGUUGAGAGGGUGAGGGUGAGGCGGGAAGGGGAGAUGGAGAGGGUUAGGCAGGUGGUUGAUCGAACGAGGAGGGUUAGUGUUGGUGCGUUGUGUAGGGAGGAACGGGGGAGGAUUGAGGGCGAUAGAACUGUUGGGGAGGUGAGGUGA
Molecule: messenger RNA, 903 nt
Organism: Glarea lozoyensis ATCC 20868
Lineage: Eukaryota; Fungi; Ascomycota; Leotiomycetes; Helotiales; Helotiaceae
Exons: 1
Coding region: 1-903 (300 amino acids)
Source: RefSeq, a predicted model, not a curated record